AUGCCGAACACCGGUCAAUACAGCCGACGCUGCUAUUCAUGUCGACAGCGACACUGCAAGUGCGAUCUUGCACGUCCCUCCUGUGGUCAAUGUCUACGUGCAGGAAAGACUUGUUCGGGUUAUCGAGAUGACGGUAGCAUGCGCUUCCGCAUUAUCAACCAUUCAUCGUUCCAACCGGGCACGAGGCGUCAAAAUCGAAAGAUACGUUAUGAGGACCCACCGAUGGUCAAAGAGAGCUCCACUGAAGAAAGCGAGACCCCUUCUGUUCAGAUAAUAUACGAGCCCUCCCAGGUGUGGAGCCACCAUGUGAUUCCAUUGGUCUUGGACAAGUUUACUGUUGACCUCGUGGAUACAAGGAUAGAUAGUAGCAUGUUCGCUACUAUUCCACGCAUUAUAUCCAGUACGAAUGAAGGUUCCUCAGUCUACUCAGUCUGCAAUGCCAUCGCUUGUGCAUAUCUAGCUACUACAACGGGGACAACGGCUGCAACUGUCAACAGAGCUCGGGCGUAUGGGACGGCACUAAAGACCGUGAAUGCAGCUUUGAAUGAUCCUAUUGAGUGUAAGAGUGACAGCACGUUGUUGGCCAUUUGGAUGUUUGUUGUGUACGAGUUCCUAUCGAAUCCCCACCUCACAACUAUUGCAGGAUCUGAAGAGGGAGACCGUCACUGUCGAGGAAUGGCCUCUUUGAUUAGGCUUCGAGGCUCGGAGCAGUUUUCUAGGCAGGAUGGACGGAAUCUCAUUUGGUUUGUCUGCCAUUGCACUCAAGCCAAGGCGCUAGUUGCCGGUCGCGAGUCCCCUGAAGAAGUGCUGGGCUGGAUCCAAGAACUCUCCCAAUCCAUGAAGAGAUCGGAGUAUAUCCUAGUCCAAGCCUGUACCUUCGCCUACCACUGCACUCGCCUUCUUUGUCAAAUUCGAAAUGUGCUAACCAGCAAUUUGGACUUGGCUUUGACCACCUACUCGUCUAUAAUGCAGCAAAUGGACGAGACAGAAAGACUCUGGAGUUCUUCGUAUGAUUCGGCUCCACCCUCAAUAUCGUCUAUCGGAGUGCAUGCAUAUCAAGGCAAUUUUCGAAUGCGUGUCUCAGCGGGGCUUUUAGCCUUUCUAGAUCGUGCAUCGGACUCGAGCCUCUUCGACCAGCCUCAAUUUGAUUUCAACACAAUUCAAGAACGUUGCACUGCAGCCUUCCGUGCCACGGCUACAUCCAUCCUGAGCGUACAGGGCAUUUCCCACGGUACUACCCACCUAUCUAGUGAUAGAUUGAAUCUUGGAUGGGGAGAUGCAGUCAUGAUUUAUGGAUCAUUGAGAACCAUCGCUGUAUCUCCUAUCUCACUAGACUGGCAAAGAAACGCGGCGAUCAGUGUUUGUGCAGUAAUCAAAGAGCGACUUGGUUUUCAACUUUUGAUAUGA
This is a messenger RNA of Penicillium pulvis, 1407 nucleotides long. RefSeq names its product Zn(II)2Cys6 transcription factor domain-containing protein. The coding region runs from base 1 to 1407 and encodes 468 amino acids. Gene Ontology annotation, biological process: regulation of DNA-templated transcription. Gene Ontology annotation, molecular function: zinc ion binding; DNA-binding transcription factor activity, RNA polymerase II-specific. The record is from RefSeq and is a predicted model, not a curated record. The transcript has 4 exons. Lineage: Eukaryota; Fungi; Ascomycota; Eurotiomycetes; Eurotiales; Aspergillaceae.